UCGCCCAAGCGCAGGAUUCGAGCUCCCCCAAAGCAAUCCCCGGCCUGCAUCGUCUUCCUCUGCUCCUCCGUGGUACGGUUUGCUCUGCUUCCUUCCUCUUUCAGUUAAGUUGUCGCUGCUCUGGUUGCUGUUCUGGCCGCGGCUUGGGGUUUUUUUUUGGUUGUUUUGGAGGUGUUUGGGCCACUUUGGGCGGUCCAAUGUCCGGCGGCCGGCGGCUCUUCCGUGGGUCGGCUGCCGGAUUCGUGCCUUUCUCCCUCCUCCUUUCACCUCCCUUGGCUCCACCGGCAACUGCCGCCACCGUCGUGCCUUUCUUCCUCCCCUUCUCCUUUCUAUCUUCUCCCCUGCCCCUCAUUCAAACGCGCUUGCGGGCUGGGUGACCCGUGCGGAGAGCAGCAGCGGCCACAUUGAUAGGGGAGGAGAUCAAGGUUGCCGUCGAUGGGAAAUGAGGUGAUUGGGUCGACGAAUAGAAGGACGAAGUCUAGCCCGCCGGCCGGCAAAGAGGGCAGGCAGCAACGGGUUGCCGUCACGACGGUGCCACCGGUAUGUUGCGGAGUGAAUCUGCGCCACCCCUCCUCUCAGCGAAGCUGGAUGGCGCCGCGUGGAGAAGGCAACGUCCCCAUGUUGCUCGCCACCGCCCACGUGACGAACUCGCCGCGCGGACCUCUCCCCCACCAUGGUCGCAUGGUAGGGGGAUGUGCUUUUCUUUUCGAAAAGGGUCGGGAGAUGUCAGAUGUGCUAAGCUCAAGGUCAAGUCCAGCUGUCCUGCGCCAUUGGUUUCAGUCGCCCACAGGAUGUUCGAUGAAAUACUCACAAGGAAUUGACAGCAUUGAUCCUACUAACUACAAAAUGCAAAAGCAUGAAAUCGGGCGUGAUAGCUCGCCGGGCACCCAGUCCCUGUCAACCAUCAUCAGUCAUAACAGAUCUGUGCGUCUUAGAUUUCUCAAAGAAUUCAAUGAGUUGAAGUACGGGAGUGUCACUGAAGAUUACAAGGCAAUCAAUAGAAAGAGGCAUGAACUUAUCAGCACCCUUGAAAAGCUGCAACUUAUACCUAUCAAGUUGCCCUAUGCCAGUGUAGCUCUCAAGUCAUCAAAUGUGACAUUACAUGAUGAAGCACAAAGUGGGAACAAUAUUAGUUCUGAUAAUAUUAUCGAAUUGGAUCUGUACAAUGUUGGAGAUGAUACCCAUGCUACCAUGGACAAUACUGGGGCUCAGGAAACUGUUUGCUUACUUGAUUCUGAUGAUAACGACAUGGUUCAAUCCUUUGUAGAUGGAAAUUUAUCCGAUUCUAAGAAAAAUACUGAUUUUAUCCAAGAAUGCAUGCUGGCUGAGCAGCCUUGCCAAUACCAGGACAUCAGUUUUGAAGCUCAACUUGUAGUUGAGCCAGGAAAGGACAGCACGGACAUUGACAAUGAGCCCAAGGAAAUUGCUUUACUUGAUGGCCAUAGUACUUCAGAGCCACAACUGAUCAAGCAAGGACAGAAUGACAUAAACAUUUACGCCGAGAGUCGUGACAAGGAGAGAGAAACAAGGGAAGGAGAAGGUGAGGAUGUCCAAAGUAAACAACACAUGGAGAACAACAAUAUUUCUGUUGUAGAUUCUUGUGAAAUAUCUUGUGAGGUCAUACAAAGUGAUUCAACGGCAAAUGGACAUUAUAAUCACUAUGAUAACAAUGACAAUCCAGUUGAUGACCUGGAUGACCUUUGGAACGAAAUGUCUCUUGCAUUGGCAUGUUCAAAGACCAUUGGAAGCGAUCACAGUAUUGUUCCGUCGGAGAAGAAUAAUUCUGAAGUAGUGGAUGAUUGUCAUCACGACUUCCUGAUGAAAGAUGAUUUGGGCAUUGUAUGUCGUGUUUGUGGUUUGAUCCAGCAACGUAUCGAGAAUAUUUUUGAGAUAAACUGGAAAAAGCGUAAGCAAUCCCACAGAACUUAUGCGCCAGAACCCAGAAACUACAAUGAGCUGGAAGCAACUACCAGUCCUUCAGGAAAUAUUCUUCAAGUUGUCCCUGGUGCUCUCUCAAUCCACUCUCAGCAUUCAGAACAGAUGAAACCUCACCAAGUGGAAGGCUUUAAUUUCUUGGUCAAGAACCUGGCAGAUGAGAACAACCCUGGAGGUUGUAUUCUAGCACAUGCACCAGGUUCUGGAAAGACUUUUAUGCUAAUUAGCUUUGUUCAAAGCUUCCUGGCCAGAUACCCUGCAGGAAGGCCAUUGAUUAUCCUUCCAAAGGGCAUUCUGGCAACAUGGAGAACAGAAUUUGUCCAUUGGCAAAUUAAGGACAUGCCUAUACCCUUGUUUGACUUCUAUUCCUCCAAAGCUAAUAACCGGUCUGAACAACUCAAGGUUUUGAACUUGUGGGAAGAAAAGAGAAGCAUAUUGCUGCUAGGGUAUCAUCAAUUUGCAUGCAUAGUAUCUGAUAGGAAUACUUAUAAAAUAGAAGCUGUCAUGUGCCGAGAUAAGUUGUUGAAGGUCCCAAGCCUUGUCAUUCUAGAUGAAGGCCACACUCCGAGAAAUGAGCAAACUGACUUACUCACUGCACUUGGAAGUAUAAGAACUCCUAGAAAAGUGGUUCUCUCAGGAACCUUGUUUCAGAAUCAUGUAAGAGAGGUUUUCAACAUUCUGAACCUUGUGCGGCCAAAAUUCCUGAAGAUGGAGAAACCUCGUGCAAUAGUGAAGCGCAUACUAAGCAAGGUUGACAUGUUGGGGAAGAGUGCACGGUCAAAGUACACUUCAGAUAAGUACUUCUAUGAUGUGGUUGAAGGAAACCUUACAAAGGACGCAGAUGAUAAAAUGAGAGUAAUGAUCAUCCAUAAUCUACGCGAGCUAACCGCGAAUGUGCUGCACUAUUAUAAAGGUGAGCUUUUGGAUGAAUUACCCGGACUUGUGGACUUCACCGUUUUUCUGAAUAUGAGUACCGAGCAGGAAAAGAUCCUUAGGAGUUUGGUAAGACUAGAUAAUUUUAGCAGGAAAACAGCAUGCAGCGCUGUUUAUCUUCAUCCGUGCUUAAAGAAUAUUCAAAACGUUGAAGGGAAAAAUCGAGAUAUUGCUGUUCAGAAGAUUGAUUCCAUCAUAAAAAGUGGAAUUGAUAUCAAGGUUGGGGCAAAGGCAAAGUUUAUAUACAAUUUGUUGUGUCUUUCAGAGGCUGCAGGAGAGAAGGUACUCGUGUUCAGCCGGUAUCUGAACCCUCUGGUUUUCUUGGAAAUGCUGCUCAUAAGAAUGAAAGGAUGGAAACCAGAGGUUCACAUGUUUAAAUUAAAUGGUAAAUCAACACAAGAGCAGCGAGACAAGGCGGUUGAGAGAUUCAACCACUCAACGGAUGCUAAAGUUUUGUUUGGUUCCAUCAAGGCAUGCGGCGAGGGCAUCUCCCUUGUUGGCGCAUCACGCGUUGUCAUUCUGGAGGUCCAGGAAAAUCCUUCCGUGACGCGGCAGGCAAUCGGACGGGCAUUCAGACCAGGGCAGUCCAGAUUGGUGCAUUGCUACCGCCUUGUUGCCGCCGACUCCCCAGAAGAGGAGGACCACAAGACAGCCUCCGGAAAAGAAUGGAAGUCCAAGAUGUGGUUCGAAUGGAACGAGCUUUGCAGCAACGAUGAUUUUGAGCUUGCCGCUGUGGAUAUUUCAGAGAGCAGGGACAGGUUUCUCGAACACGAGGCACUGCGACAAGAUGUCAAAUCUCUGUACAGAAGGUGAACAACAGAGGCAAGCGCUAACCAGUGAGAAAGAAAGAGGAAGAAUAAUCUAGGUAGGAACUGAAGUGGCUUCUUUGCAGUAUUUUGUCUGAUCGUCUGAAGUGUGGUAGUAUGAGGAGAUAUAACAACCAUUUGCACUCUCAAAUGUUAAAAGUGUAUAUUUGUUGACAUUUUCUGUCUCCAUUAAAAUGAUGAUAGAUUUCUGGAGUCGUGGUAAUAUGGUACUGCUAAUGACUAUUCCGAUGCAAGUUAUCUAGGUUUCAGUUCAACUUUUGCUGUCAUGUGAGUCGAACCAAUUGUGUGGUGUUCUCUGUCCGCUGAACAAGUUUUCAACUGUAUAAGAAUUGUUACUCUUAACCUUACUGUCA
Molecule: messenger RNA, 4048 nt
Organism: Triticum dicoccoides
Lineage: Eukaryota; Viridiplantae; Streptophyta; Magnoliopsida; Poales; Poaceae
Product: protein CHROMATIN REMODELING 35-like
Exons: 7
Coding region: 436-3681 (1081 amino acids)
Biological process (GO): gene silencing by siRNA-directed DNA methylation
Molecular function (GO): ATP binding
Source: RefSeq, a predicted model, not a curated record